AUGUUGCGAUGGUCGUCACCCAUUUUCCAACUCCUCGAAGGCUUUUGCAGUCUCCUGGUCAUACAAGCCAUCGGACAACUAUCUCGCUGGCUGGUCAACAGAAGUGAAUGGAGCGAUGCCUGGCUGCUUGCCCUGCUUGCUGCCUCGGCAGGAGUUGUGUCGAGUUCAGUCUACUUCCUCUGGCGAGUUCUGCAAUUUCCGGAUAUUUCAAACCUCGAUUCCACCCUGAUUGGCAUUGCCAUUGCGUCGGCUAUCUUCCUUUGCGCUUAUGGAGUGGUUUCUGGUCGCGGCACAGCCACUGAAUCAUCUCUGCUUUUCGCAUACAUUGUCCUGUGCAUAUAUCAGAUCUUCACAGACUACAAGCCCAAUGUCCCUCAUCCAGAAGCUGGCAUGGCAAGUUCGGCACCAGACUUCCCACCAUUCCCACCGAUCAUCAUGUCUUCUUACACGGCUCUCAUGGCCGCACUGUCAUCGCUUCCAGGGGCUCUGGUCAAUGCGCUGGACUUUGUUGCCGCAGCUUUCAAAGCGGUUACGCCAUCGGUGCUAAUCUCUCUGGGGUAUCGACUCUUCGUCUUUUAUUCUUCCACACGCAUCAUUCCAGCAAUCAAUGAAAGCGGUGCCAGCGGUCUAAGUGUAGAGCCUUCUCUAGAAGACUCCAAUGCGGCGAACCAAUUCCUUGCCUUCCUCUCUUGGUUUUCACCCAGCAUUCUCAUCGCAGUCUACACCAGCCUUCUCAUGCAGCACUUUGCCACAAGUAUGGGCGGCUACGCACCAGGUCUUACAGAAACAAUCGGUGCUUGGUGGAGUGGCAACGGUCAACCAGUGAUGAAUGGCAAUUUAUGGAAGUGGGUCAACUUGGUAGGGACUAUGUCCCUUUAUGCUAUCGAGUUGUGGUUAGGCAAAGAAGACGACAUGAACGGUGAUCACUGGAAGGUUGACUGA
Molecule: messenger RNA, 942 nt
Organism: Fonsecaea nubica
Lineage: Eukaryota; Fungi; Ascomycota; Eurotiomycetes; Chaetothyriales; Herpotrichiellaceae
Exons: 1
Coding region: 1-942 (313 amino acids)
Biological process (GO): endoplasmic reticulum inheritance; septin ring assembly
Cellular component (GO): cortical endoplasmic reticulum; perinuclear endoplasmic reticulum; endoplasmic reticulum membrane
Source: RefSeq, a predicted model, not a curated record